AUGGUGGUGAGAGAAUUGUUGUUAACAAUAUUAAAGAAACUGAAGGCGGGAGAGAAGACGGGGAGUAUUAAUAUAGAUGCAAAAAUAGCUGGCAAAAUAACGGUAGACAAGACAAGGGACCUCUCAGCUCUCCCACGUGAUUAUUUACGAGGGCCAAGUAAUUGUAUAGAACAUGUAGAGUGGAGUACUGGAGUCGAGCUAAUUAAGCAUGCUAAAGGAUCCACGACUUCCUUAUUGCCGCUGUUGGGGCUAGCUGCCUAG
Dovyalis caffra is the source of this 261-nucleotide messenger RNA. The record is from the annotation of a GenBank genome assembly. Lineage: Eukaryota; Viridiplantae; Streptophyta; Magnoliopsida; Malpighiales; Salicaceae.